UUGCUCUCGCUGUCUGCAGGGUCGCGAGCGGCGGCGGGCUCUGCUGCGCCGGCUUCGUUCCGAGCGCAGGUAGCUCGAACAAGCGAGGUCUUGAAGUUCGAGCCCAACACUUUCUGGCAACGCCCGACUCCAGUUGCUAAAAUUUUCUUUUGCAGCGCAGUUCCCAUUGUAGAUUAUGGAAAUAGUCUUCACGCCAACUGUUGGACAUUUGUGAAACUCGGUAGAUUAGUGUUACCAAAAGCACGAGAAUAGACUGUUAGCGCCUCAAGAACCGAGGCUCCUCCUUUCCAGUUAGUGUUACUUUUUAAAAUGGAACCCUAUUCCUGUGACACUUUUGUGGCAUUACCUCCAGCAACAGUUGGAAAUAGGGUUAUCUUUGGAAAAAAUUCAGACAGACUCUUUGAUGAAGUACAAGAAGUAAUUUACUCUCCAGCUGCGGUUCAUAAUGAUUUGAAAAAAGGUCUCAAGUGUACUUAUAUAGAAGUUGAUCAAGUUCCUGAAACAUAUGCUGUUGUCCUUAGUCGCCCAGCUUGGCUGUGGGGGGCAGAAAUGGGUGCCAAUGAGCACGGAGUCUGCAUUGGGAAUGAGGCUGUAUGGGGAAGAGAAGAUAUUUCUAAGGAGGAAGCACUUUUGGGCAUGGACCUUGUCAGGCUUGGCCUUGAAAGAGCUGACACAGCUGAGAAAGCUCUGGAUGUCAUUGUUGACUUAUUAGAAAAAUAUGGCCAAGGUGGAAACUGCGCAGAGGCUGAAGAAUUCAGCUAUUACAACAGUUUCCUGAUAGCUGAUCGUAAUGAAGCCUGGAUUCUGGAGACCUCAGGGAAGUACUGGGCAGCAGAAAAAGUCCAAGGAGUUCGUAAUAUCUCCAAUCAGCUUUCCAUAACAACCAAGCUAGACCGGGAACAUCCAGACAUGAGAAACUAUGCUAAGCAGAGGGGCUGGUGGGAUGGCAAGGAGGAGUUUGAUUUUACUGCGGCCUAUUCUUAUGUUGACACGGCUGCCAUGAUGACGUCACCAAGCAGGUACUGUCAGGGCUACAAGCUUCUGGAUAAGCACAGAGGAAACAUAACUUUUGAAACAAUGGUGGAAAUUCUUCGAGACAGACCCAGUGGCAUCAACAUGAAAGGAGAAUUCCAGACCACAGCAAGCAUGGUUUCUGUUUUACCUCAGGAUCCCAGCCUCCCCUGCAUUCACCUCUUUACGGCAACACCGCACCCUGAGAGGUCUGUUUUUAAGCCUUUCAUAUUUGUACCACAUAUUUCCCCACUAUUGGAUACGACAUCACCAACAUUUGAACUUGAAAGGCCAGUGGCAAAGAAGCCAUAUGUCAAGCCUGACAGAAGACAUCUACUCUACCAAAACCAUCAACAGGCCUUGGAAAUGAUAAGUAACAAUAAGGAGAAAAGCAAGACAAUAUUGGACAGCAUGAAGAAGCUGGAAAAAGAAGUGUUUGAAGAGAUAGAAUCAAUCCUCCAAAACAGACAUCUUGACGUGGAUAAAACUGUUAAUCUCUUUCCUCAAUAUGUGAAAGAUGAAAUUAAAGUUUAUCAGUCAAAUAUUAGUUCUUAAUGAUCACUUAAGUGGCCAAAAGUCUUCCCUACUGCCCUGGUAAUGAUACAAAGCUACUUCGAGGAGAUCUGAUUAUUUCCUCAUAGUAGUAAGUUGUAUUUUGACUGAUAAACCACAGUAAUUAGUAUUCAGUUGCAUAAAGCAUGAAAUAUAAAACAUGGUGCAUGGGCUAUGAUAGCAUUAAGUAUUAUUAAGAAAGUUCAAGGCUUUUUUUUUCUUAAGCAGUGGAAAGCAUGUCAAGUGCUUUUUUUGUGCUUUAGGCAAAUAUUAACCAGCUUCAACAAGACAAAUGUCUAGAUUUAUGCUGUUGACAUUACCAUGCAAUCUGCAGAAGCCCUUCCAUUCAACUCAAAAGGGACUU
Messenger RNA from Mastomys coucha (southern multimammate mouse), 1927 nucleotides. RefSeq names its product secernin 3 (gene Scrn3). The record is from RefSeq and is a predicted model, not a curated record. Lineage: Eukaryota; Metazoa; Chordata; Mammalia; Rodentia; Muridae. Gene Ontology annotation, biological process: proteolysis. Gene Ontology annotation, molecular function: cysteine-type exopeptidase activity; dipeptidase activity. Bases 310 to 1566 code for a protein of 418 amino acids. The transcript has 8 exons.